GCGGAAGUGGCGCCAGGCGGAUGGAGGGAGUGUCGUGUAAACAGUGUCCUUCCGCGCGGCGGCCUCGGAGAGAGCUGCGGCCCGGGGAAGGGGGCGCGCCUGGGAACCGGGAGCUUCUCUCGUGCCGGGGAAAGGCGGCAGUGGGCUGGGAUCGCGGCGGCCCCGGGCGUGUUGUCCAAUGGCUGGACGGGCUCCCGCCCUGGGCGGAGGAAUCCCGGGCUGUGAGGCGGUUGGAAUCAGGGCCCAUGUGCUUCUUUGUUUACUAAGAGCGGAAGCGCUGGCGGGAGCGGGGGUGGGGUGCGCGACCAGCCUAGUGGCGGAGGUCCUGGCGAGAUAAGGGGCUCAGGAGACUCAAAGAAAGUGGGGGAUCAUAGGGAUGGAAGGAAAGCUGACAACCUUGAGAUCGGAGUGUGGGGCGCCAGUGAGGAAGGGCGCUAGGGUUUUAGUUAAACUAAAGUAGGGACCGGAAUUCCCUGGGGAAGAAGGUGUUGGAUCGCCCUGUGAACAGCCACAGCCUCUUUAUUCUUCGCUGAUUAAAAAGAAACUUGUGAAAAAAAGUUAUGCCCACUUUGGGGAGAAUUCGAAAAGGUUAAGAAGUUCUUACAAGAGUUCUACCAGGAUGAUGAACUUGGGAAGAAGCAGUUCAAGUAUGGGAACCAAUUGGUUCGGCUGGCUCAUAGGGAACAGGUGGCUCUGUAUGUGGACCUGGAUGAUGUAGCUGAGGAUGACCCUGAGUUGGUGGACUCAAUUUGUGAGAAUGCCAGGCGCUACGCAAAGCUCUUUGCUGAUGCGGUACAAGAGCUGCUGCCUCAGUACAAGGAGAGGGAGGUGGUAAAUAAAGAUGUCUUGGAUGUUUAUAUUGAGCAUCGGCUUAUGAUGGAGCAGCGGACUCGGGACCCUGUGACGGCCCGAAGCCCCCAGAACCAGUAUCCCGCUGAACUCAUGCGCAGAUUUGAGCUGUAUUUUCAAGGCCCAAGCAGCAACAAGCCUCGUGUGAUCCGGGAUGUGCGGGCUGACUCCGUGGGGAAAUUGGUGACUGUGCGUGGAAUCGUCAUUCGUGUCUCUGAAGUCAAACCCAAGAUGGUGGUGGCCACUUACACUUGUGACCAGUGCGGGGCAGAGACCUACCAGCCGAUUCAGUCUCCCACUUUCAUGCCUCUGAUCAUGUGUCCAAGCCAGGAGUGCCAAACCAACCGCUCAGGAGGGCGGCUGUAUCUGCAGACACGGGGCUCCAAAUUCAUCAAAUUCCAGGAGAUGAAGAUGCAAGAACAUAGUGACCAAGUACCCGUGGGAAAUAUCCCUCGUAGUAUCACGGUGCUGGUAGAAGGAGAGAACACAAGGAUCGCCCAGCCUGGAGACCAUGUCAGUGUCACUGGUAUCUUCCUGCCCGUCCUGCGCACUGGGUUCCGACAGGUGGUACAGGGUUUACUCUCAGAAACCUACCUGGAAGCCCAUCGGAUUGUGAAGAUGAACAAGAGUGAGGACGAUGAGUCUGGGGCUGGAGAGCUCAGCAGGGAAGAGCUGAGGCAGAUUGCAGGUGAUGUGCAGAAGGCACUGCUGCUCCUGCUAGUGGGGGGUGUGGACCAGUCUCCUCGGGGCAUGAAAAUCAGGGGCAACAUCAACAUCUGUCUGAUGGGGGAUCCUGGUGUGGCCAAGUCUCAGCUCCUGUCAUACAUCGAUCGCCUGGCCCCCCGCAGCCAGUACACAACAGGCCGGGGCUCCUCGGGAGUGGGGCUUACAGCAGCUGUGCUGAGAGACUCCGUGAGUGGAGAACUGACUUUAGAGGGUGGGGCCCUGGUGCUGGCUGACCAGGGUGUGUGCUGCAUUGAUGAGUUUGACAAGAUGGCUGAGGCCGACCGCACAGCCAUCCACGAGGUCAUGGAGCAGCAGACCAUUUCUAUCGCCAAGGCUGGCAUCCUCACCACACUCAAUGCCCGCUGUUCUAUCCUGGCUGCUGCCAACCCUGCCUACGGGCGCUACAACCCUCGCCGCAGCCUGGAGCAGAACAUACAGCUGCCUGCUGCACUGCUUUCCCGGUUUGACCUCCUCUGGCUAAUUCAGGACCGGCCUGACCGUGACAAUGACCUACGGUUGGCCCAGCACAUCACCUACGUGCACCAGCACAGCCGGCAGCCCCCCUCCCAGUUUGAACCUCUGGACAUGAAGCUCAUGAGGCGUUACAUAGCCAUGUGCCGAGAGAAACAGCCCACGGUGCCAGAGUCUCUGGCUGACUACAUCACGGCAGCAUACGUGGAGAUGAGGCGCGAGGCUUGGGCUAGUAAGGAUGCCACCUAUACUUCUGCUCGGACGCUGCUGGCAAUCCUGCGCCUUUCCACUGCUCUGGCACGUCUGCGAAUGGUGGACGUGGUGGAAAAGGAAGAUGUGAAUGAAGCCAUCAGGUUAAUGGAGAUGUCAAAGGACUCACUUCUAGGCGACAAGGGGCAGACAGCUAGGACUCAGAGACCAGCAGAUGUGAUAUUUGCCACUGUCCGUGAACUAGUCUCAGGGGGCCGAAGUGUCCGGUUCUCUGAGGCAGAGCAGCGCUGCAUAUCUCGUGGCUUCACGCCUGCUCAGUUCCAGGCAGCUCUGGAUGAGUAUGAGGAGCUCAAUGUCUGGCAGGUCAAUGCUUCCCGGACGCGGAUCACUUUUGUCUGA
This is a messenger RNA of Cebus imitator (Panamanian white-faced capuchin), 2655 nucleotides long. It is a transcript of the gene MCM7, whose product is annotated as minichromosome maintenance complex component 7. NCBI's taxonomy places the organism in Eukaryota, Metazoa, Chordata, Mammalia, Primates, Cebidae. Gene Ontology annotation, cellular component: nucleus; MCM complex. The record is from RefSeq and is a predicted model, not a curated record. Bases 874 to 2655 code for a protein of 593 amino acids. Gene Ontology annotation, molecular function: ATP binding; single-stranded DNA helicase activity; single-stranded DNA binding. Gene Ontology annotation, biological process: double-strand break repair via break-induced replication; DNA replication; DNA replication initiation. The transcript has 14 exons.